CCGGGGCGGCAGGUUGGGCUGCGCGGCGGGACUGAGGCGGCCGCGGCCGAGCUCAGGGAAGGAGGCUUGGUGCUGGGUUCUGGAGCUGGGGACGGCAGAGAACUGUAGCACAGGAUUUAAAAAACACAAUACAAAAAGCCUCUUCCUGGAGAAACACGUAAAGCUUCCUGGACGUCGGGGCCCACACUGAUGGCAGAACAAUGUCAGCCACUAACAACGUAGCGCAGGCCCGGAAGCUGGUGGAACAACUCCGCAUUGAGGCCGGCAUGGAGCGCAUCAAGGUAUCCAAGGCCUCCUCCGAGCUGAUGAGCUACUGCGAGCAGCAUGCCAGGAGCGACCCCUUGCUGGUGGGCGUCCCCGCGUCCGAGAACCCCUUCAAGGACAAGAAGCCCUGCACCAUCCUCUAGCUUCCUUUGUGCACUCGCCUCUCUCUCCUCCUCCUUCUCUCCCUUUUUUUGUUUUAGGUCCAAGACUGGGGCUUGAACUCAGUACCUGACACUUUUGCUCACUGGCUGGCGCUCAACCAUCUGAGCCACGCCUCCAGCCCCCCAUCUUUCAAUUCUUAAUUCUAGAAAAACCAUCUAAGUCCGCAAAACACUGAGUUCCACAAGUC
This is a messenger RNA of Perognathus longimembris pacificus (Pacific pocket mouse), 613 nucleotides long. It is a transcript of the gene Gng7, whose product is annotated as G protein subunit gamma 7. Gene Ontology annotation, cellular component: heterotrimeric G-protein complex. The transcript has 5 exons. Gene Ontology annotation, biological process: G protein-coupled receptor signaling pathway. Lineage: Eukaryota; Metazoa; Chordata; Mammalia; Rodentia; Heteromyidae. The coding region runs from base 201 to 407 and encodes 68 amino acids. Gene Ontology annotation, molecular function: G-protein beta-subunit binding. The record is from RefSeq and is a predicted model, not a curated record.